Molecule: messenger RNA, 2410 nt
Organism: Zea mays
Lineage: Eukaryota; Viridiplantae; Streptophyta; Magnoliopsida; Poales; Poaceae
Exons: 12
Coding region: 240-2087 (615 amino acids)
Source: RefSeq, a predicted model, not a curated record
CCACAUGGCAUUGGGCAGGUCAUUGUAGUUAGGCCCACCGAGCGCUGCCGCCCGUCUCCCUGCGCGAGCCCGCGUGGCUCUUUCUCUUUGGGUCGUGGAGAGGGACACGCCUCUUACCCCACGACUGAAAAAAUUCUGGAAAUCGAAACCCACCCUCGAGCGACGCCAAGCGGCCAAGACGGAGAGGAGAACAAUUGGGGACGGGGAAAGUCCAGGGGGAAGCCACGGCCACCGGCGCGAUGAAACCGUCGCUUUCGAAGAAGAAGGGCAAGAAGAAGAAGAAGUCCUCGCUGCCGGCCGCCGCACCGGCCCCUCCGCCGGCGGAGGGCGCUGCGGAUACGGAGGCAUGUCCCCCGCUGCCCGGAACCAUAACCCUAACCGCUGCCACCGCUGCUGCGGCGGUGGUUUCGGAGACGGAGUCCAGCAGCAGCGGCGAGGCCUCGACGUGCCCAUCCGCCUGCUUCACCGCAAGCUCGUCUGGGACCGCGUCCUCGCACUCCUUCUCUGCCUUGUCCUCGUCGGCGUCCACAGCUUCGUCGUCGGCCGCCGGCGAGGAGCGGCGGGACCUCACCUGGCUGCUCGACGCAUUCGCCAGCGCCACCUUCGACCAGAUCGACUCCGCCUACCGCGAGGCCGGAGGGGACCCUUUCGUGGCCGCCGGUAUCCUGUCCUCCACGCAGGACACUCACCCGCCGCAGCCCCCGCAGCCGGCGCCGCAGCCCCCGCCGCCACCAGACCUCUCGCCGCGCAGUGGAUCUGGUGGAAGGAAGGCUGGUCGGAGGCCCAAGCGGGUUGCCGUGGCCGCUACGGGCAUGGUCGCGGACGUGAUUGGCAAGGAGUACACGCGACCCGCGGCUAAUUCUGUAGUAAGCAUGCCAAAUGCUUGGAAGGGUCGGGACGGGGAGAGCGAUGGCAGCGGGUCUGGUGGCCGCAAGGACAGUGUUGAAGAGGCAGAGCAGUUCCUGUGCUCCAUGCUCGGGGAUAAUUCCGAGCUUGGCAUGGGUGUUGUCAGAGACGUGCUAGGCCAGUAUGGGUACGAUGUUGAGAAGGCUUUGGAUGCAUUGCUUGAUAUAUCUGGUGUGUCUUCAGUUGAAAACAUGGAAACAAACCAUCAAAGUGCCAGAAGGAAUGACACAUGUCAUCUAGAUAUGUUUUCUGGAAAUGGGCUAUCAGUGGAGAAUCUGACUGCAGGGAAUAGAAGAAGUCUACGCCAGUUGACAGAUGAGAUAUCCAACACUGGGCUCCAGUCUGAAUUAGGACACGAGUUUUUAUGGGGUGAACCUCAGAUCAGUGACUAUGAAGGAUGCCAAAUUGAGGUUCAAGUAUCUUCUGAACCCAUCCCGCCAAUUCGCUAUGCGGAGGCUGUUAAGGAGGCACCACGCUCAUCAACAUUGCCGUCAAGAUCAACUGUAAUGAAAGCUGGUCCACAACAAGUCCUGGAUUCACUGUUUAAAAUUCCUGAAACACGCACGUAUGAGCCAAGUUCUAUGGACUGGAAAAAGGUAGUAAAGAAACUGCAAACAAUCAAUUAUACCGCUGCAUCAAACAAUCACGAAAGGCCUAAGGAUGGGGGUGGCUAUCGUGAGCUCCGUGGUGUUGCUGCAAGGCAUUACGAUAAAAUGAAAGAAUACUAUCAGAAAGCUGCCUUUGCAUAUUCGAAGGGUGACAGGUCAUAUGCUUCUUACCUUGCUGAGGAGGGGAAACAUUAUCGAGAACUAGGUCGCAUAGAAGACGAGAAGGCCAGCAGGAAUAUAUUUGAAGCCAGAAAUAAGCAUAUAACGAACACAGUAACCAUCGACUUGCAUGGCCAACAUGUCCAACAUGCUAUGAACCUUCUCAAAAUUCACAUGAUGAUUUGUAUUUGCAUUCCAUCUGUCUUACUGAGGGUAAUUACCGGUUGUGGUUCAGAAGGUACAGGGAAGGGAAAAAUAAAGCGCUCGGUUAUAGAGCUUGCGGAGAAGGAACAUAUUGAGUGGCGCGAAGAGAACUCUGGAACUGUAGCCCUUCGACUUGGUGGGCCAAGAGAGUAUCGGUUCCUUGAGCAUGAAAGCGAUUCUGACCUAGUGGGGAACUUUAACAUAGAUUAACUUCUGAUCUAAUCUAUGUAUUCCCGUAUUUAUGUGUUAUAGCUAUGGAUGCUGCCUAGGUUGCGAUGUAGGCUGUAGUUCUGACACAGAAGCUCGGUAUUGUAGUUGGGUAAAUUAUGGUGUAAUGUUGACCCCAGGCUGCUAACUGUGCAAUCACAGAAGCUCUGACUGUACAACCGUAGCCCUUCUGUGAGCAAUGCAACACAGGAACCGUAAUCAUCGUGAGUUGAAGAAUAUCAUACUAUGGCCGAUUGCCACGGGAACCAAUUUUGGCCUGUACCAACUGGAACUUACGAUUUGUAUGAAAAUAUAUUCAACACUUA